AUGUCCGAGGUUGGCGGCGGUGGCCUCUAUGGUCACCACCAGCCAUCGGUUCACAAUGGCAAGUACGACGAUGAAGAGGCGCCCGGUGAUGUAACGGGCGACGUUCCCCUGCUGCCCCACGAUGGGUCCCGGUACGCCUAUGCGCCUGCGAGCGCCUUUGACGACGAGGGCCGCAUCAUGGGGCACCAGUCGCUCGACGACGACGCCUCAUCUUACGUCCCCGGCGGCUUCGAUCCUAGCCUCAUCGAGCAAGGACAAUCGGUCGCCAACACCAAUGUGCGCUAUGGCCGCAUUCCCCAGCGUGUACCAAGGCGGUACAAGACGCUGAAGCGCGUCGAGCUCUUCCACGGCAACCUCGUUCUCGAUUGCCCCACGGCACCCGCGCUCCUGGAGAAGGUCAACGACCGCGAGAGCCGAGAGAUGACACAUGCGAGGUACAGCGCUGUGACGAGCGACGCAGACGACUUUGUCGACGAGAGGUACACCCUUAGACAGGUCCUCUUCGAUCCGCCCAGGCGGACCGAGCUGAUGAUCUGCCUGACAAUGUACAACGAGGACGAGGUGCUGUUCUGUCGCACACUUCAUGGUGUUCUCACCAACAUUGCUUUCCUGUGCAGCCGCACUCGAUCGCGCACCUGGGGUUCCGACGCCUGGAAGCGCGUCGUUGUCGUGAUCGUCGCCGACGGUCGAAUGAAGUGCAACCCGCGAGUGCUUUCGGUCCUGGCUGCCAUGGGCGUCUACCAGGAGGGCGUUGCAAAGAACGUUGUCAAUGGAAAGCCCGUCAAGAUGCACGUGUAUGAGUACACGACGCAGCUGAGCGUGGACCCGAACCUCAAGUUCAAGGGCCGGGAGAAGGGAGUGAUGCCAUGCCAGAUCAUCUUUGCGAUGAAGGAGAAGAACGCCAAGAAGAUCAACUCUCAUCGCUGGUGCUUCAAUGCCUUCGGAAGGGUCCUCCAGCCAAAUGUGUGCAUCCUCCUCGACGUGGGCACCAUGCCCAGGUCCAAGUCCAUCUACCAUCUUUGGAAGGCGUUUGACAUCAACUCCAACGUCGCCGGCGCCUGCGGUGAAAUUGUCGCCCUGAAGGGAAAGCUCUGGUCAGCCCUUCUCAACCCCCUUGUGGCAGCACAGAAUUUCGAGUACAAGAUGUCAAACAUCCUCGACAAGCCUCUCGAGUCGGUAUUCGGGUAUAUCACUGUCCUACCAGGUGCCUUCUCGGCCUACCGGUACAUUGCCUUGCAAAACGAUGCAAAGGGAAACGGACCCUUGGCAUCGUAUUUCAAGGGUGAAACUCUUCAUGGCGGCACUGCCAACGCCGACAUCUUCACUUCGAACAUGUACUUGGCGGAGGACCGAAUUUUGUGCUGGGAGCUUUGCAGCAAACGCGAUGCUGCCUGGAUCCUUCAUUACGUCAAGAGCGCCCAGGCAGUCACGGACGUGCCAGACUCGGUACCGGAGCUGAUCAGCCAGCGUCGUCGGUGGCUCAAUGGCUCCUUCUUUGCUGGACUGCACUCCAUCGUCAAGUUCUCGUACAUCUACCGAUCGAGCCAUUCGCUGGGGAGGAAGAUAGCCCUACACUUCGAAAUGCUCUACCAGCUUAUCCAGCUCCUUUUCACCUGGUUCGGCAUCGCAAACUACUUCCUCGCCUACACAAUCCUCACAGGCUCCCUGUCCGACUCUGUGCACGCUCUCAAGAUCCCCAACCUGAUCCUGACCUACGUCUACGUCGCCCUCAUCAUUUUCAUCUUCCUAUUGGCCAUGGGUAACCGCCCCGCCGGCGCUAAGCUCGGCUACACGCUCUCUAUGGUUCUCUUUGGGCUCUUCGCCCUCUACAUGACGGCCGCUGCCAUCUACCUCGCCGUGACGAGCGUCAUCAAUUCGGAAAAGGCAGCCGACAGCGCCACAGCCCUUCUCACAAAUUACACGUUUAUCGCUAUCGUCAUUUCCGUCACAGCCACCUUUGGCGUCUACCUUCUCGCCUCGAUUUUGUUUUUGGAGCCGUGGCACAUGUUCACCUCGCUUAUCCAGUACUAUCUCUUGGCUCCUUCUUUCGUCAGCGUCUUUGGCGUCUACAGCAUGUGCAACGUCCACGACGUCUCGUGGGGCACAAAGGGUUCCGACAAGGUCCAGACCGAUCUCGGUGUGGUCUCUGGUGGCGGCAAGGAUGGGCAAGUCGAGAUCAACUUGCCUACAGAGGCAAAGGACAUCAACGAGAUGUACGAGGAUGCCGUGCACGUCCUAUCUCAGCCUGCGCCCAAGCGUGAAGAUAAGGUCGAUCCGGACACGGCGCAAAAGGACUACUACUCCGCCAUCCGUACGAACGUCGUUCUCGUCUGGGUCAUCUCCAACGCGGCCCUCUGCGUCGUCAUUCUCAGCAUCAAUAACAGCAAGGUCAAGAUCAUCUACAUGGGCGUUCUCCUGUAUGCAGUCGCUGUCUUGGCCGCUUUCCGACUUGGCGGAAGCAUCACCUACCUCGUCAAGCGGCUCUUUGCAGGCGAGUGA
Acaromyces ingoldii is the source of this 2499-nucleotide messenger RNA. Its product is annotated as putative chitin synthase 4. Bases 1 to 2499 code for a protein of 832 amino acids. Gene Ontology annotation, cellular component: cell septum; cell periphery. Lineage: Eukaryota; Fungi; Basidiomycota; Exobasidiomycetes; Exobasidiales; Cryptobasidiaceae. The record is from RefSeq and is a predicted model, not a curated record. Gene Ontology annotation, molecular function: chitin synthase activity. The transcript has 4 exons.